Molecule: messenger RNA, 1017 nt
Organism: Penicillium canariense
Lineage: Eukaryota; Fungi; Ascomycota; Eurotiomycetes; Eurotiales; Aspergillaceae
Exons: 3
Coding region: 1-1017 (338 amino acids)
Source: RefSeq, a predicted model, not a curated record
AUGUUCUCGACACGCCCCAGUCUACUGUUCUGUACAGCCGUUGGGCUUCUGUUGGCCCCAGCGCUCGCAGCAAAUGCAACUGCCAUGUCAUCAAGCGGCUGCGUGGACCCGUCUGGCUUCGCAUCUUGCCUUGAGUCCGCCACUAUGCAGGCGGCCACCUGCAUUGCGGAAGCCGGCGGCAACGACUAUCUGGUCAUUGGAUGUGGCUGGGAGCAAGAUGUCAAUAAUCUCUUGUGCUAUAUGAGUGGCUGCUGGAACAAGGUGUAUUCUUGUGAAUAUCAAUACCUAGCAUCCAGCUAUCUUAUCGCACGCGGCAAAGAAACCAUUCCCUUUUACCCAGCGCCCCAGGAUGCACCGGGUGGCUGCUCCUGCAACAUGGGGAACGUGCUGCAGAAUGCGACGGCAAGCAUUGAGCUGAUCCAAUCAAAAUGUUCGAGCUAUGAAUUCUCCAGCACAACCAGCCUCGCCGAGUUUUCCCUUGCCAAUAAAUACUCACACAAGCGGCGGUGUAGCUUCUACGGGAUCUGCCCCACCACAGAGCCCUCCCAACUGGGCCUUGACAAACUCGCGAGUGAAGUGAAGGCAUACACAUCGUUCACCGGAUCCUGCUCUAAUUUGGAUGCCACUACAUGCUUAGGCGGAUUCAACAUUGGAUCUGCCGACAAUGGCACCUAUGUGAACCCGGCCAGUCUUCCUGCUGGAGGAACCGAAUUGCUCAGUACAACAACCGGUGUAGGGUAUCCGCUGACAUCGCCCCCGGGAGGAUGGACGAUGACCGUCACUCUACUCAGCGACGCACAUACAGUUACCGCUGCGAGCUAUAAUGCGAAGAAUGUGGUAACGGAGACCGCGUCGACCUCUUCUUCUACUUCUUCGUCGUCGUCUUCUUCUUCUUCUUCUGGCUCGGGAAGUAAUGCCAAUCCUCUCACAGGCAAUUCAGGCCACUCCGGUUUUAUAACCCCGUCGAUUAACAUCUACAUCGGUAUACUAUUUGUGGCCGUAUUAACCUGGCUAUGA